GGGGCUGGCGAGCGACGCCGCGCGCGCCGCUCCCGCUCCACUCCUCUCUCAGUCGAGCCAUCGCAGCAGGAGCACGCACCACGCAGCAGCGCGGCGCUUCGUACCAGUGAUCAGCACCAGUGAAACUAAACCCUACCUACACAAUGGCCGACACCGCUGUCGCUACCCCUGAAGUGGUUGAGAAGGUCGAGGAGGUUGAGAAGGUCGAGAAGGUGGAGACCGAGAAGAAGGUUGAGGAAUCAGCCGAUGAACCCUCCAUCGCAGAGACUGUCAAUGGACACUCCAAAGAAACCGCAGAGGAGCCCUCAGAAAAUGGCACAGCUGAGGAAGAGGUAGAAGAAAAGGAGGCUGAAUCAACGGAGAAUGGCACAGCAGAAGUGAAGGAAGCCACCAAGAGGAAGUCAACUGGUGGAGAUGAGAAGACCGAGGCAGCACCUGAGGGUGUCAGCCCCGAGAAGAAGGCCAAGCUCGCUGACGCAGAAGAGAAGGAAGCUAGCAACGGCAAAGUGGAAGCAGAGACCACUGCCUAAGUCAUCCUGUGCUACUGUUAGUGUUGCCUUGUGGGCCUGCUGGUGGACAUGAGUGAUAAGGUUCUACAAGGCAACACUAUUUGUGUUAAUUGCUGUUCCUCAUCCAAGGUAUCUUGUUUCAUCAUUUUGACUUGGAUGAGUUCCUUAUUUUAAAGAUCAUUCCUACAUCAUUUUUCUUUAUUUUCGUUUUUCCUACGGCCUAUAUUAGAGGCCUGUAUUUUGAUGUAGUUAGAUGGUACCUGAAUUACAUAUGACUGGAUAUCUGAUCACCCUGUCCCCCAAUAUUAGGUGUUAGCCGUGAUGACUUUAGUGUUUUAUUGGCGCUGUGUAAGAUAAAGGUGUUUUAUGGUGGUUGUUGGAACUCGACUCUUUGUCAUAUGUGGGUGUCCUGUGUGCAUGGCCUUUAAGGCUGUUCAUUCAUUCAUUCUUGACUUGAGCAUGAGCUGCUGAGCCAUGUUCAUUUCUUUUUGUGGGGUUUGACCUGUUAAUUGGUGCAACAGUUUUGACAUUACCAGUUAUUUUUUGUACUUAAUUUUUUUUUAUGUCUUUACCUGGCAUGUUACUGCUGCACAGUAUUAGUUAAUUUUUCUUUAGCACUAUUGUACAGUUGGACAACCUGGCCAAGUGUUUCAUCUUGAUCCAUUGUGGUAAUAAAGAGUUGAAUUCCAUGAAAGCCAUGUUGUAACCAACCCAUUUCCUCUGUAUGUUAAAUUUGAAGCAUGUCUUCAGAUUUGCACUAGAAAAUUUGUAAAACUUGGCUGUAAUCAAUCUAGGCUUGUAUUUACAAAUUAAAUCAAUCAUCCCACUUCA
Molecule: messenger RNA, 1340 nt
Organism: Frankliniella occidentalis (western flower thrips)
Lineage: Eukaryota; Metazoa; Arthropoda; Insecta; Thysanoptera; Thripidae
Product: neurofilament heavy polypeptide
Exons: 3
Coding region: 144-530 (128 amino acids)
Source: RefSeq, a predicted model, not a curated record